Messenger RNA from Candida albicans SC5314, 906 nucleotides. RefSeq names its product Cu-binding protein (gene SCO1). The coding region runs from base 1 to 906 and encodes 301 amino acids. Gene Ontology annotation, biological process: mitochondrial respiratory chain complex IV assembly; intracellular copper ion homeostasis. Gene Ontology annotation, cellular component: mitochondrial inner membrane. The transcript has a single exon. The record is from RefSeq and is a predicted model, not a curated record. NCBI's taxonomy places the organism in Eukaryota, Fungi, Ascomycota, Pichiomycetes, Serinales, Debaryomycetaceae. Gene Ontology annotation, molecular function: copper ion binding; copper chaperone activity.
AUGUUAUCUAGGCUUGCUUUAAGGUCUACCAUUAGAUCAGGGACUAUAUUACAAUCAAGUCGUUUGUUUAGUGUUUCUACUGGAAGAUCACAAGAACAACAACCCCAAAAAUCGACCAAUAAUGAACCAGCUGCCAAACCAAAGAAAAGACCAUUGAGUAGAGUCGCUAUUGGUGGUUCUUCAGACCACAAUAAAAAAGGUUUUGGAAUGUCAGUCGAGUUUGCUACAUGGAAAGCUGUCCUCCUUUUGUUGACAGUAGGUGGAUUAGGUGCAUAUUACUUUCAAAAAGAAAAGGAGAGAUUACACAAAAGACGAGAAAUGGAAGCUAACAAGUCCAUUGGUACUCCAUUGAUUGGUGGUCCAUUUACGUUGCAAGAUACCAAGGGUAAUAAAUUUACGGAGCAAAACUUGGUUGACCCUAACAACAAAAGAUUUUCUAUUUUGUAUUUUGGAUUCACUCAUUGUCCAGAUGUAUGUCCUGAAGAAUUGGAUAAAUUGGGGGAUAUGUUGGACAAAUUGGCCAAAGAUGGUAUUCCUAUACAACCAGUAUUUAUCACAUGUGAUCCUGCUAGAGAUACCCCUGAAGUUCUUGAUGCGUACUUAAAGGACUUCCAUCCAGGUAUAAUUGGGUUGACAGGUACAUUUGAACAAGUCAAGAAUACAUGUAAAAAAUUCAGAGUGUAUUUCUCAACACCACCGGAUGUCAAACCAGGUCAAGAUUACUUGGUCGACCAUCUGAUUUUCUUUUAUUUGAUUGAUCCCGAAGGUAAUUUUGUUGAUGUUAUUGGCAGAGAAUCCGAAGCUCUUGAGAGUGCAACAAAAAUUGCCAAAUAUUCGGAUGCUUUCAUUCCAGAGAAGGAGAGAGUACAGAAGAAGGAGGGGAUCUUUGGAUUCCUUUAUAAAUAG